This is a messenger RNA of Pelodiscus sinensis (Chinese soft-shelled turtle), 3970 nucleotides long. Its product is annotated as omega-hydroxyceramide transacylase. The record is from RefSeq and is a predicted model, not a curated record. Gene Ontology annotation, cellular component: lipid droplet; membrane; cytoplasm. Gene Ontology annotation, molecular function: triacylglycerol lipase activity. Gene Ontology annotation, biological process: triglyceride catabolic process; lipid homeostasis. NCBI's taxonomy places the organism in Eukaryota, Metazoa, Chordata, Testudines, Trionychidae.
AUCUGCAAAUAUAACACAGCUCAGCCUCCCGUGUAAUCCCUCGCGGAACGCCCACCGGCCGGGAGCGCUUUGAGCAAAUCUCCGCUCGUUCGGCACUGAGCUGUUCCUAAGAUGGGAUUGAGGGAGAAUCCAAUUUAGAAAAACACCCUUAAGGAGAGGGAAUAAAGAAAACCUGAGAGGAACAUUUGCAAGGGCUGCGUGGAAGAGGCCAGGCGAGGGUCGCGAGAGGCGGGAGCGCUCCCUCCCCAGAGCGCCGGGGCUGCGGGAGGACAUGUGAGCUCCUUUCUCGACAGGAGCACGAGCGCGAUGGAGGGUCUAAUCUAGCUAGACCUGCUUGAUGGGACAAGAGUGUUAUUUUUAGCCAGAGAGGUAAUUAAAACAGGCAUCGGCUCUGACAGCAUCUCAGGGAGCUGUCACAAAAGGGCAAAAGUGCAUCUUGCACGUCCGUGUGGCCCACAGAAGAGGCGGCGAAUGUCCGAGACGGGCAGAAGGCGCGAGGGCUCGGAGUUCACCUAGUCACAGCAAACCCGAGCAGCCGAAUCGCAGGGCCACCCAGAAAGCCACGUCUGUGCAGACUGAGCGGCUGGGAUGGUGGGAGCGGAUCCAAGCGGUGCCGGUGCCCCCUUCUCUCUCUCCUUUUCGGGCAGCGGUUUCCUUGCACUUUACCAGAUAGGGGUGGUCCAGUCGCUGCUGGAAUUGGCGCCUGACAUCCUAAGAUCGGCCUCCAAAGUCUAUGGCGCGUCGGCUGGAUCGCUGAUAGCGGCGGCAGUGGUGUGUGAAGCCAGCCUAGAGGACCUAAAGGAAUCGUUCCAGGAAGCCGUGAGAAAUGCCAGGAAAACGAUUCUCGGCCCGCUGUCUCCCAGCUGCAACACGCUCCACACCGUGCAGAAGGGAUUGUACAAGAUGCUGCCAGAGAAUUCUCACCAGGUGGCUUCGGGGCGGCUGCACAUUUCCCUCACGCGCGUGACGGAUGGACAGAAUGUCAUGGUGUCCGAGUUCAGUUCUAAGGAGGACCUGAUCCAGGCACUGAUCUGCAGCUGCUUCGUUCCCAUCUACUGUGGCUUCAUCCCUCCCUCCUUCCGAGGCGUGCGCUACGUUGACGGGGGCUUCACUAACCUACAGCCGUGUUCUGACCUGGAGGCCGUGAUCACCGUGUCCCCCUUCACAGGAGAGCUCGACAUAUGCCCUCGGGACUGCCCGGCUAUCUUCUACUCUUUCCAGAUCUUUAACAGCAGCAUCCAGAUCUCAGUGGAAAACCUCUGCAGGAUUAGCUACGCUCUCUUCCCACCAAGCUACCUGGUCCUGACGGAGUUCUUCUCGCGAGGCUACCAGGACACGGUCCUUUUCUUACGCAGGAACAAUGCCUUCGGUGGGAAUUAUCCCGCCAACACGGUCACCUUCCGGUUUGCCAGUUUGCUCAGUAGAAAGGGCCUGUCUGGAGCUAAUGAAGAGAGCUCCUGCCGGGGCCCAGACACUGCCGGGCUCGGAUCCAACGGGAACCUGCCCCUGCCACAGACUCCUGCUGUGAGCGGGACACUCAACGGAACAGACCAGAAAGUGCUGCAGCAACUGACUCCAGGCCAGCACAAAGCUGCCCGAGAGAUGCAGCAGGCACCUGGACUGCUGGACUCGAUGACUGAGCUAAUAUCACAGUGUCUUAGGAAGCUAAUAAGACCUACACAGAUGCUGUUUUCUCUUAGUAAGAGGCUCGACCAGCUCUGGGGCGUGUUGGAUGAGCUCUGCUGGAUGGCGCAACAGUUCACAAGGACGGGGCGCCUGGCCAGACACAUGGCCACGGGCCUGUCGAACGGAGCCGUCUCAGAGAGGAAGCUGUCAUCGCUGGGCAUGCGGAAGCAUUCAGACCAGGCUGAUUCUGCAAUUGCUGACUGAUUGGCUUAGGCAGCGAUGGACAGAAGUGGGACUCAGUUCACUAACUGUCACAAUGGCCUCUGGAAAUAUGCUCAGGGGCCAGGCUGGUUUCUAGUGCUGCCACGAGCCCACCCUGGCUGCGAGAACUAUUCAGGAAGGGGCUGUCAGUCCGCCCCAGCACUUCAUAUUCUAAGGAAAGCUACGUUCUGGUGAAGUGGACAUCAGUGCAUCUGUACAGCUAUUAAUGACAGAAAACUUCCUUGAUGCAGAGUUAAGUUGCCCUGUGCUAGCUGGUGCCUUUCCACAACACCAACUCCAGCAAAAUUCAAACAGGUGAAAGCCAGGAAAUACAGAGUUAAGGUGAAUGCCCACACAACCUUAACUCUGCCCCCCAGAGUUGGCAAUAGGGCCUUGGGAAUAUCUGCAGUCAUUCCAGCUGUGUUGGACAUAGCUGGGCUGAAUGAUGGAGAAAGACUGGCUAGCUUGGACAAGCUAGGACUGUGAAAUGAGGAGCUCUGGCUUUGAGCCCCACCCAUGUGGAGGCAAGACGUGUAACUUGAGGUUUCAGUCUGCGUCAUUUCUAUGCCAGCUUGUGUCAGGGCCCAGGGAUCUUCCUGCCAUUGGUACUGUCAGCAGGGAGACAGGACGGGAGAGCAGGCUGUGGAUUGAAGGAUGCCAGGAAGUGCCGGGUUUGGGUGGUACCCUAUGGGAAGGGUUGUAAAAGGGGAAGAACGGGAGGUCACAUGUCUCAAGUGCAGUAUUCUGGUCGGGAAGCAGGCGCAAUGUUUCCGUGUAUGGAAAGUACAGCUAGUGCCUGUCCACUACUGUGAAAGGCAGAGCGGGAGUAUGGGGAUGUCUAGACUGUGGACGUAUCCUGAAAUAGCAACUCUGCAUCUUUACAUGUGCCUGCUAUGUCCCAGAAUAGUGGGCGUGUUAUUCCGGUGCCCUGUAACAUUAAAGGAUGUGUUGGAAUAGUGCCUUGUUUUGAAAUCUGGUGCUGUCUACACAGUGCCAAAUUUCAAAAUAAGCUCUUUUGACCUAGACUCAGAAUAAGCUACACAAUUUGCAUAGCACAAAUUGUGUAGCUUAUUCCGACAGAAGGAUGCGAUCUAGAUUCACCGUACGUGUGUUCUGGGCCUAAUGGAUGCUGAACGAGGGCAGAGUUAAGGUGUUCUGAGCAUUUACCGUAACUCUGUAUUUCUAGGCUUUCUGAAAUUUAAGUUUUGUUGACUUCAGUGUUUUGUAAGGGCACAACUUAUCACUGGGCAACUUUACCUUAAAGCUUUUGCCAUUUAAUUUCCUAGCUUUCUAAGCAGAAAUGUUCAUUGGGAGGAGUUACUGGCAGUUGUAGUUCUCACUUAGAUUUGCAGUUGAUAUGCACCUGUGGCUAGAUAGUAACCCAAAAGCCAAACUUUUAUUUAAUGCUUUUCACUGGUACAUCUCAAAACACUUUACAUUGUUAUCAUCAUUUUACAGAUGGGAAACGGAGGCACCCAGAGGUGAAGUGACUUGCCCAAGGUCACACAGCAGGCCAGUGGCAGAGCUAGCCCCACACGGUUGCUAUGUGAUUUGAAAUGUUGGCAACGGGCAGUUGCUAGCAGGGCCAGGGAGAGAAAUCUUAUCCCUAACUCUCAGCAUGUGAGAGGCCAGCGUGUCUCUCCCCUAGCGCUGCAACAGGGAGCCCCCACUGCCAACGUUUCCAGCUGUGUGUCUGCUCCGCAUCCCGUAAGGCACUGGCUGGCGCUGCCCCUGCUCUGUGUGCGCAUAACCCAGCUAGCUGCCUAUCCCGGGCCACAGGCAACUUUGCUUCUGUAGCCUGAGCUGUGCGGUGCGUCAGGCCCCGCUUCCCACCAGCUGGGACUCUGGCCUCUGCUUCAGCCUGGCUUCCCCCACCCAGCCCACCUCCUGCUCCGCCCCACUCUACCACCGGUGGCCACUGAGCAUCCUCAGACUAUCAACACGCCAGCACUUUGGGGAACAUCCAUCAACCCCCUCUUGCCCUCCCAGAGCCUGGCAUACACAAGGGGUGGGGCUCAGACACCACCAGUGGGGCCCCCCCGAGCCCAGAGGAGGUAGGGAUGGGCUCAGACCACCUAUUGCA